ACCGGAGGCGGGAUCAAUUCAGCUUCGACUGUCAGAUUGGCAAAGAGUGUGUUGCUGCGUGCAGGUAAAAGCCGAGCGACACACAAAUAAUUUUAUAUGACUACAAAGGGAACGCAAUGGGAAGAAAUUGCUCCACCAAACAACAUCACAUGUAUGCUACAAGAAAGAGGAACUGAAGUAGUGAAAAUAUAACUCCGCGUGCAAUACCUAGAUAAUCUGGAAAUAAAAUCCCGUUGUGUCAACGUUUGGCCCAGGGGGCACACAUUGUACACGGAACUUCGACAGCUGCGUGUUUUCAACCAAGCCAUCAACAAAGAAUGAAACCUAUCAAACGAGCUCUGGAGGAAGAGCGUCUUCGAGAGCAGGAGUUCUCCUGGACCAUGUCGGACAGCGACCCCUUUGAGGACGAUGGCUUUCCCCUCGACCUAUCAGGAGCAAGGGGCUCUGCCAAGCGCCGUCGUCGCGGCAACCUGCCCAAGGAGGCGGUACAGGUGCUGCGCAGCUGGCUGUACGAGCACCGCUUCAACGCCUAUCCCUCAGAGCAGGAGAAGGUCAGCCUGUCAGGCCAGACUAGCCUCUCUGUGCUCCAGAUCUGUAACUGGUUUAUAAAUGCCCGGCGGCGCCUCCUUCCUGACCUUCUCCGUAAGGACGGCAAGGACCCCACCCAGUUCACCAUCUCUAGACGAGCCUCCAGGGGUGAGGGGCGCCCCUCCACAGGAGGAGCCAGCGAAGCCAGUUUACCUGGAAGCCCGUCCUCUGCCCCUCCACCGCCCCGCCCGUCUGUCAUCUGCCCUGGCCCCAUGUUGGACUUGAGUCUGCUGGGCAGCACUGCCACGGCCAUCCUAACAGGAGCAGGCUACCCUGGCCCAGAAGGGUCGGUCCAAGCGCUGAUGCGGAUGGAUACGCAAGUCCUGCUGAAAAAUGAUGGUGAAGGGGUGACUGGAGCUAACCACCCGGGAGGGCUCUUUAAUACCCCUCCCCCUACUCCUCCAGAACUCUUCCCUACGCACGACUUCAGUGACCUGAGGUUGCUGGUGGAUGCUGCGCUGCAGAGGGCCGCAGAGCAGGAGAACGUGAAGAGGCUCCAGGAGAGCCAGAGCACGGCUACAGAAGGAGCUUCGAGAGCCAGUCAGGUCAUGGAAGUGCAGAGAGUGGAUGGCAGUGACAUGGGACUAACACCCCCGCCAGAGGACAGUAAUAAAGGGACCAACUCUCCCAGAGAAUCAAGUUCUUCAGAGAAAGCUUUUCUGGUGCCAGUUUCAGUUCCAGUGAAAGAGUCUCCAGGAUCAGCCUUGGUUACGCCACUACAAUCACUGUCUCCAAUCCCCUUCAGUGAAGUCUUAUGGAGUCCAGUGAAAAAGGCUAUUUCAUGCAUGAACCAGAUGCAACUGAACACUGCCCAAGUGCCAGCUGUAUUGCCAACUACAAUGUCUGUCUUGGGUCAGAUACAAUCCCCUACCCCAACCAUUGUCCAUGCAACAACUUGUAGCUCCAUGUUACCAGUGUUAAUCGCGGCUUCAAGUGCAUCCCUUGCCACAUUGCCAGCUACAUGUUCCGUUUCAACCCUGGACCAAGAUGCGUUACAAAGCAUAGUCUCCACUGUAGCCACAAGCCCAGUCUCUGCUCCUACAGUGGCCCUGACCCAAACCCUAGCUCCAGUGCACGUUUCCACCUGUACCCCAGCAGCAGUCCCCAUCUUAAGUUCAGCCCAUGAUGCCUCGUCCAGGUUUCCAGCUCCAGCGUUUGCUCCUUUCCGGGGGCUGGCCCCCCAGCUUCCUGCUGCCCUUCAGCCCCUGGCUCCCUUGCCGAGCAGCAGCGGCCAGAGGCCCCCUCCGGUCAUCCCCAGUGUGUGGAGCGUGGUCCACAAUGAUGUCCGACAGCCCACCCAAGCUGUCCAGAUGCCAAUCUCUACGGUGUGGGGGCCACAGCACACCAUACGGGCUGUCAGCGAAACGGUCAACUGAGGCAGAUUGACUACUAUUGUCUACUGGCUAAACCUUGUGCCUGCGAUCGGAAUUCUGGCAAACUGUUCCUACAUCAACAACUCAAAACUGAAAACAUUUGUUUUGAGGACUGUGUUUUGAGGACUUUUUGGACAUAUUUUAUCAGGACUUUACCAAGGAGGCUACUCCUGGGUAAAACAUUAAAACAUGAUUUAUCAAGUAGCGUUCCAGGAUGUACGACACAUGGUAUAUACAACAAGUCUUUUGAUGGUUUUUAAAUUCCACUUUUCAAACACUUUCUUUUUAUGUACAGUUGGUCUGUCUAGAAGCCACCACCAGCAGAGGAAGCGUCUUCAGUAGCAGGAUCGGACUUGGUUAAAUAGAGUGGGGACAAUUUACAAGACUGUCAACCAUUCCCUUCAAGGCUAAAAAGGUGGCCUGCAGCAGAAGUUGUGAACAUUUUCUAUUUGACACUCCAGCGCCAUGCUCCUGUACAGUUGUGCACUUUAGAUUUUCUUUUUUCGUUGGCCUGGCUUUAAAUUGCAAGCAUUCCACAGCCACCCUAUUCCCCACACCAUCUUCUCAUUGUGUGGCAGAGGCGUGCGGAAGGGAAAUUGGCUGUACUGUAGUUAGCCUCACUGCACAGGUGAACUCCAGUGUCUGUGAUCUCUCUCCAUUUUUAUGACUUUCCCCUCUGUUUGCCUUAAAGCUACUGUGAUUCAGGAGCCUGCAUGGAUUCUGAAUUUGAUGGAUUCAGAAAAACCCCACUUGUAUAUUUGACAACAAUCUACCUUGGUGGUUUUGUUAUCCAUUCCCAUUUCCAAAACAGUUUAUUAGCAGGUAAGCAGUAUUCUCAAUGUAUAUAUGAAAAAGGAAUGUUUUAUAUAUGUUACUCUGUGCUGUCUUAAUGCAUUGUGUAUGAUUUUCCAGGGUGUAUUUAAUGUGGAUGUAUAAUGUGGACUCUGUAUUUGUGAGAGUGUGUGUGUGAUAAAGUAAGAGGUCACAUUGCUGCUGUUGCAGAAAUCAGUUCAGUGGCAACGGGGGGGGAAAACACUUGGCUACGAUCUGGGGAUUUGCUGUGAAGUGACCUCAGUGUCAUUUCCUCUAGGGAUGCAACCCAAUUACUAACAAUUCAGUCCCCAACUUUCCCCGUUGUUAAACAUUGGAACCAUAUGAUUUGUUCAUUUUGAUUUAAACCGCAAUGUCUUAAGGAAAUGCCUAUAGGUGUUGUUUUGGAUAUGUCGAGUGUCUUGACAAACUUUGUUCACACAGCCUAUGUAUUGAAGGAAUGGAACCUUGAGAGCCCACUAUAUCUAAAGUAAUUAGGCAAUUCAGAAUCCCAACCAUCCCUUUUAACAGUAUAUAAAAAGUAUAUUCAAGGUUACACACGACAUAACAUGUCAAUACUUCAGGUGCACACAAGUGGUUACGUUGAUCUGCAGUUGGAGGCCCAGGUAUGACAUGAUCUGUAUACUGUAUUGAUGCUGUGAUUCUUAUGUUGUCGUUAUAGGCCAGUCAAAAUAGCUUUAACUUGCAAUGCUAUCGCACCUGUAUUGUUUACCAGUGCCAUACAUGUUGUUGACAACCAUGGCCCAUUUUUAUUCGUUUUUAUUAUCUAAUGCUUGGUAAAACUAGAGGGAAAGGUGGAAUCCUGUGUAACUUUUUGUCUAGACAACGAGCAUGGAUCACCUUGUCCUCAAUGACUGAAGGCAGAUAUUCAUUCAUAUUUGAUUUUCAUGUCUUGAUAUUGAGCAGUCCUUUGUUCAUAAGGAGGAAGCCUGGUCUCACAGGUACUCAGUAUUAGACGUGCUUUAUAUACCUCAAUGUUCACAUGGUUAGGAAAGGACGGUUCAGGCUUGGGUCAUACUGUACACGAAGCAGAGAAUGUUUGUAAAUGUUAGGUAGAUACUGUAUAGAACACAAACAAUCCAAUCAACUGUUUUCAGUACCAUGUACGCCACUGUGACUAGACUGGAAAGGUGAAAUAAUAUUUAGAAAAGGCAGGGUUUGAAACAUAUUUUAGAUGCAGAAUAAAACUCGGGGGCAUAGAUGCCAAUGUGAAAACGCAUGUAAAUAUCAAGGUCACGCUAUUUUUGUUUUUUUGCAUGAAUGUCUUGGAAAAUGCAAUAUAUAGCAUCUCUAAGACCAAAUGCAUUCUAAAGACAUAUUUAGACAUUUGGUUGUAUGAAUCAUGGCUGAUGUGCUUUGGACAGUAUAACUGGCUAUUGUGCCUUAAACCGGGGAUUAAGGGAGCAUACCCCCUCUACAUAGAAUUUGAUUAGUCUGUGCAAUAUAUGCCUUAAACUUUAAAUGUGUUUUGUACAUGCAUUUCAGAGAAAUAAAAGUUCUGUUUUUUCAUAGUAAGGGUCUAUCCACUUGUUUUCUUUUAUUCUACUGUAGACAGAUACAAAACUACAUUAAGCUAUACUGUCAUGACUAGAACCCACCCACCGGAUGAAUGGAAAAAAUAGAAGGCACUUCACAAUAUUGUGAUGUUGCACAUAGCAAGGAUCACCUGCUUUUUGUGUUAUCAAACCCUUUUAGACACCUUGAAGUAUUUGCAAAGAAGGUAAAGCUAGGGUGCUGUUGCCAUUUUAGACAAAGUGUGGGUGGCCUUCACAAUUUUACAGCUCUGGAAACAAUUUUACAAAUCUUAACAUGUCUUGUUGCUUUGUAGCUUGAAUGUUUUUAAGUCCUCAAACUAUUCUGUUUUUUUGGAGGACAUCCUGAAGACAAUUGUUUGUAUUAUCUGAAACAUACAGAAGUACUUCAUAUGGGAAAUAUUUAUUUUCUUUCAUGGAUUAUAAAAGUUUGACAGUUGUACUGAAUGCAUGAAUAUUUCAGGAUAUACACUUAAACAUCUGGAAUGAAGUGAGGAGCUGGCCCAUGUUGGUCUCACACCUGUUAAUUGUCUGUUAUGGGUCCAAUGUUGAAAAUGAACAGACUUUACAAAAUACUGUUUGAUUUCCUUCACAAUAUUACUUAUUGGUCAAUGUACUUAAUCAUUCUGCAUCUCACAAAUUACAGAGAAACUUCAUACAGUCAUAUUUUAGUAGAGUGAAAGGAUACACACAAUUAAGGUAAAUUAUGGCAUUACCUGCUUCGUCAAAACAUACAUAUGUAUAGGUGUUUUCUCAACAUGAUAUAGCUCAAUAAUAGAUGCAGAGGGAGAAUUUGUGAUUGCAGGUCUGUUUAUUAGUAGUGGCCACUGAUGUCCACAUACAGGUUCUGGAUGUAUUUCAAUAGUCAACUUGGCUUCCUUGGCACAUAAUGUCACGCAUAUUUGAAUACAUAAAAGCUAUUUGUUUUUAUGUUGUGGGAAUGCACCUAAAUGUUAAGACAUGAUGCACCACGCUUCAAUAGACCACACUUUGUACAUUUUAGCGAAACUAAAAA
Osmerus eperlanus (European smelt) is the source of this 5339-nucleotide messenger RNA. RefSeq names its product homeobox protein SIX5. Gene Ontology annotation, molecular function: DNA-binding transcription repressor activity, RNA polymerase II-specific; RNA polymerase II cis-regulatory region sequence-specific DNA binding. Gene Ontology annotation, biological process: negative regulation of transcription by RNA polymerase II. The record is from RefSeq and is a predicted model, not a curated record. The transcript is spliced from 3 exons. The coding region runs from base 318 to 1964 and encodes 548 amino acids. Lineage: Eukaryota; Metazoa; Chordata; Actinopteri; Osmeriformes; Osmeridae.